AUGCACCAGGUUUCUUUCACAACCCUAAAGCGAUAUAUACAAAAAGAUGACUAUGAAUUAAUGAAAAACGAAAUUCAUCGUUUCUCACAAGUAGACAAUCAAGUGCAUAUAAUAAACAAAAAAGACGAACAUGGUGAUACACUUGUACAUUUCGCUGCACGAUACCAUGCAAAAAACGCGUUAAAAAUUUUGGUGGUGGAAUUUGGUGGUGAUGUGACCAGUGUUAAUAUUCAUGGACGUCAACCACUCCAUGAAGCUAUUGAAGAUUUAGAAUGUGUACAAUUUCUAUGUCGACAACCAAAUAUUGAUAUUGAUUGUAUGAAACCAAUGAAAGGUCGACUUGAUAUAGUAAAAGAAUUAACCUCGAAAGGAGCAAAUGACAAACUAUUAAACAAAGAUGGAUGGAAUAGUCUUCAUCUUGCAACUAAAGAAGGCCAUCUAGACGUAGUCAAAUUCCUUCACAAAAAAUCACCAGAAUCCUCUCUUUCACCCAGUACUUCUGGUCGUCUCCCAAUCCAAACGGCUGCAUUAUGCAAUCAUCCUGAGAUCGUUUACUAUUUCCUGGUCUCAUCAUCACGAGAUUCUAUAAAAUUCCUGUUAUCUGCAAACGAUAAUUCUGGACUCGAUUUGCUUCAAAACGCUGUAAUUUCUGGAAACCUUGAGCUUGUACAACGUUUAAUCGUGGAAUAUGGUGCUUCAAUUAUGGAAAGAGAUAAAUUAGGACGACAAACAAUUCACCAUGCUGCGAUGACAGGAAAUAUCGAGGUAGCUAGAUAUUUGGUGAUCCAUUGUUGUGAAAUUACAAAGAAUAAAAAUGAAGAGAAGGUAAAGUUUGUUAAUGUUCUCGAUGAAUGGGAUAUGUGGACUCCAUUGCAUUAUGCUUCAAAACAAGGAUACGAAGAAAUGGGUUUAUCCUCUUUUAUUUUCGGAGCAUACGCGAUCACUGUUGAACUUGCAAUUCCUUUGAUAAUUCAACAAGAACUUUACGGAAUCUUAUGUCUGGUGUGUCAUGUUCAAUGUUUAUAUUAUAAGUAUGGAGACGAUGAAAGAGCUGAACGACAACCAUUGAUAAUCCCAGAAAACGAAACAACCUUAGCGAUACAAUACGAUUCAACCCAAUGCAUAGAAAAUAAAGCAAUCGCAAACGAAAAACAACUAUCGCGAAUUCGACAAGCAAAAUAUUUUGCUUUGUUUUUCCUUUGGAUUUUGGGAUUCGGCUUGGCGCAAUACUUGGGUGUCGGUUUAUUGAAGAAUUUAGAUAAAAACGGAAUUUCGUGGCCUACGAAUUUAUUAGGAUUUUGUCCUGCUUUUUUUACUUUAAGCGGUUAUAUACCACAAUAUAUUGAAAUUUACAUUUUUGGACCCUCUUCAUUCAAUUUCCUCGCCGCAUUCAUUUAUUCCUUGACGAUAGUUUGUGAUUGUGGAAUUGUGUUCCUUUCUUUCUUACUUCGUCCGGUUGAUGAACCCGGCGAUCGAUAG
This is a messenger RNA of Ambispora gerdemannii, 1479 nucleotides long. NCBI's taxonomy places the organism in Eukaryota, Fungi, Glomeromycota, Glomeromycetes, Archaeosporales, Ambisporaceae. The record is from the annotation of a GenBank genome assembly.